Klebsormidium nitens is the source of this 1369-nucleotide messenger RNA. The record is from the annotation of a GenBank genome assembly. NCBI's taxonomy places the organism in Eukaryota, Viridiplantae, Streptophyta, Klebsormidiophyceae, Klebsormidiales, Klebsormidiaceae.
CAAUUUGGCAAAAGGGGGCCAUGGCUUCAGCGGUUGCAUGCAGAGCUCUGGGCAAAUGGGAAGGGGGCGCCUCAUGCAGGCAGAUUGUCAGCAGCAUUCAGCAGCAUUGCGAACAUGGCGGCCAAGGACCUUCCUCUCUGAGCUUGAAUGUUCAACCAGGUCCGUACAGGUCUCCAACAGAUGUUAUCUAGGCCGCUCGCGCAAGCUCUCAGGUCCCCGUGCUGGUCCUGCAUGGCGGCCACUCUGGUGGAACGGGUCACUAAUGGUCCCGUUCCUAUGCCUUUGGCUCAAUCAGGCAGACGACUUCAUUCUGCAGCCACGUCUUGGCCUCCGUGGGAUCUGCUUGAAACGUCCAUUCUUGGUAAAAGGCAACAAGCAAGUUGGAAGAAGGUUUUGCUUCCGCCACUGCUGUCUCUGAGCACAAGUCUACCUACUUGUUAUUUAGAAAGAACGAAAGGAAAGAAGGAUUUACAUGUAGCUGGGAGGGCCGGAGUGCACAUGGCAGCCUCAGGGGGGAAUGGGGAAAGCACCACAAAACCAAAGGUAUACUCCACCCCCAUCAACUUCUGUCCAUCAUGUGGAGGACAAGUUUCAAAGCAGGUUCCUGAAGGGGAGGUUGAAGAGAGAGCAGUCUGUACCCAGUGCCACAAGGUCCACUAUGUCAAUCCCAAGAUGGUGGUAGGAUGUGUUGCGAGCUACGACAACAAGGUCCUCUUGUGCAAGCGCGCCAUCAAACCUUCGUUGGGCCUCUGGACCCUCCCCGCGGGUUUCAUGGAGUUGGGAGAGUCGGCAGCAGAGGGCGCCGCUAGGGAAACGCAGGAAGAAGCGCUGACAAUUGUUCACAUUGUGGCGCCAUAUGCGCAUCUCGACAUUCCCCUGAUAGGACAGAGCUACAUAAUAUUCCGGGGCGAGCUGGAGAAGGCGGACUUCAAGCCAGGACCAGAGUCGCUCGACGUCCGAUUGUUUGCGCUGGACGAGAUCCCCUGGGACUUGCUGGCGUUUACAUCGGUCACCGUCGUGCUGAAAAAGUACAUCGAAGAUAUCGAACGAGGGGCGUUUGGAGUUCACCACGGGGUCAUCGAGAAAAAGCCUGGAUCCAGUCCCUCCGAUCCUGACGGCUACGUAUUACGCGACCACAUGGUCGUGCCUGGCCCGCGAUGACUUGGAACCUCUUUUUCUUGUAGCUCCUUAUCAUAGAUAAAAGCAGACCGUCUGGUACGUCAUCAUGGCAUUCUUGACUAGCGAUUCAACGUCUCCCAUACAUGCGCACGGUUUCCAUAUUCUCGUCGGAAGUUCGCAAUUGCUGGUCAGCCUGGACCACAUGUCUGCCUCCCCAUUCUAGGCUUCCGGCAUUGAACUUAGUCAUGCC